Messenger RNA from Nicotiana attenuata, 1116 nucleotides. Its product is annotated as cysteine-rich repeat secretory protein 38-like. The coding region runs from base 1 to 1116 and encodes 371 amino acids. The transcript has 3 exons. Lineage: Eukaryota; Viridiplantae; Streptophyta; Magnoliopsida; Solanales; Solanaceae. The record is from RefSeq and is a predicted model, not a curated record.
AUGGCGUCUGCUCUAGCUUUAAGCAGUAGCCGAACAAAUCUGAUUUUCUUGCUUCUUUCGCUGCUUGUUCUGUCAAACAUACUUGUGGGCGUGAAACCUGCAGAGAGCAGCUUCCUGACAUACAAUUGUCCAACCACUAGUAACGACUAUACAGAAGGAAGCAAGUUUCAGUCAAAUCUUUAUCGCUUGCUUAGUGACAGUAGCAAUUUCAUCUAUGCAAAAGCCAGUGAAGGAGAAGACCCUGAUAAAGUACAUGGAGUAUUCCUCUGUAGGGGAGACGUUGCACCUAAAGACUGCCAAAACUGCAUUGACGAGGCACCUGACCAGAUCUUGAGCGUAUGUGCUCUCAAGAAACAGGCAAUUAUAUGGUAUGAUCAGUGUUUGAUCCGCUAUUCUAAUGUAUCUUUUGUCUCCACCUUGGACUACUCGGAUUAUGUUAUCUCAUUUAACACACAAAACGUUUCACGGCCAGAACAAUUUAAGGGGAUUUUGGAUGCAAUGUUUGAUAACCUUACCUUUCAAGCUACUUCAGUCAAUCCCAACCUUAAAUAUGCUGCAAAUUCUGCUGACAUUCAUGACCCGCUUCAAAAGUUGUAUGGCAUGGUGCAGUGUCUACCUGAUUUGUCAGCUGCAGAUUGUCGCGCUUGCCUGAAUCACUCUCGUUCUGCAAUCAGUACUCCACUCUCUGACGCCAGAUUACCACGCGGAGGCAGAGUUCUAUAUGCAAGCUGCAAUAUAAGGUAUGAGCUAUAUCUGUUCUUAAAUCCAGGUGGACGGGGUCCGGGAGCACCACAGCCAUCGACCAGCCACCAGGGUAACAAGGAUAAAGGUAAUCCUGGUGGACGAGCACCACAGCCAUCGACCAGCCACCAGGGUAACGAGGAUAAAGGCCCCCGGAUUCGCUGUAUACAGAUAGUCUCCGCGUUUCUUAGAGUGAAGGCGACGAGAAACGAUAAGAAACGGUUCAAAAUCCCUGCUUCUUCUGAUGUUCUUGGAUACAAGGUAUUAAGGCGCGUUUCAUGCACCAUUCUUGCAGAUUUCGGCAUUGACUGCGGCGGUUGGCUUCCUUCAAUAUACCCAGGAUGCUUUUAUAAAUACUUGUCUCUCCUCUUUUAG